Amborella trichopoda is the source of this 297-nucleotide messenger RNA. NCBI's taxonomy places the organism in Eukaryota, Viridiplantae, Streptophyta, Magnoliopsida, Amborellales, Amborellaceae. The record is from RefSeq and is a predicted model, not a curated record.
AUGGCGAUUAAGCUUCAUGGGAGCUGGAUGUCAACUGCCACACUUAGAGUUGGCACCACUCUGACUGAGAAGGGGCUCGAUUUCGAGUUCGUUCCAGUUGACAUCCGUGCCAAAGAACACAAGCAAGAGAAUUUCCUCCCCGUUAACGUUUUCCAAAUUGAGCUUAUCCUUGACCUGGACCGCACCCUACACGACCCAUCCCCACCGAUAGCUUCUACCAGUGCAGCGCUUCUCAUAUUUGUUUAUCAAAAGUGCAACAUUGUUUUGGAAGCCACAAAUUCAUUUCUUUCCAAUUGA